AUGGAAGAUAAAUAUAUCGGUAUACUGUUUGCUAUUGCAUCAUCCGUAGCGAUCGGUGGCUCUUUUAUAUUCACGAAGCUAGGUCUUAGAGCGGCAUCAGCCAAAAAUGACUACCAAGGGGCGGGGUAUGACUAUCUAAAAAAUCCGAUAUGGUGGAUAGGAAUGCUUGCCAUGAUAGUAGGCGAGCUCGCAAACUUUACUGCCUAUACAUUUGCUCCUGCGAUAUUGGUGACUCCUUUAGGAGCACUUUCAGUCAUAAUAGGGGCAGUUUUGGCUUCUAUUUUCUUGAAAGAGAAACUUGGAACGCUUGGGAAGCUAGGCUGCGGCGUUUGCCUUCUUGGGUCUGUAGUGAUAAUAUUUCAUGCGCCUUCAGAUAUAGUUGUUGACACUGUUGAUGAGAUUCUAGAGUAUGCCAAGCAGCCUGCCUUUGUUAUUUACGUUCUGGUUGUAACGAUUUUCUCGGUUUACAUGAUUAUGAAGGUAUGCCCAUAUUAUGGUGAUAGAGAUCCAUUGGUGUACAUAUCCGUUUGUUCUGCAGUUGGAUCUGUUUCUAUUAUGGCUGUCAAGGCGCUGGGAAUCGCUGUAAAAUUGACAUUAUCUGGUAACAACCAAUUUGUUCACGCCAGCACUUAUAUGUUUAUAACUGUGGUUGCAGGCUGUACUUUGAUUCAAUUGCACUAUUUCAACAAGUCUUUAGACAUCUUUGACUCAUCGAUUGUGAAUCCUAUAUAUUAUGUUGUUUUUACGACUGCCACCAUCACAGCUUCAUUAAUUUUGUUCCAUAAUUUCACUGAUAGCACAGCUACUGAUUCCAUUUCACUGAUCUGUGGUUUUCUAACUAAUUUUUGCGGUAUAUACUUGCUGAAGUUGUCAAGGGACAAUAACUAUGGACACACGUAUGCAAAUGAGUCUGAGGUUUUGAAUAUUCCCUUAGACAGUAACUUCGCAGCAUUCACAGUUCGUAAAUCAAACGAACGUGAAAGAGCUAGACUCAAAACAAGCGGUACUUCACAAAGCGAGGAGAUGGUUCAUUUAACUCAGUCACGAGACAGUACCGAUAUCAUUUUAUAA
Molecule: messenger RNA, 1071 nt
Organism: Eremothecium sinecaudum
Lineage: Eukaryota; Fungi; Ascomycota; Saccharomycetes; Saccharomycetales; Saccharomycetaceae
Product: HGR060Wp
Exons: 1
Coding region: 1-1071 (356 amino acids)
Biological process (GO): magnesium ion transport
Cellular component (GO): membrane
Molecular function (GO): magnesium ion transmembrane transporter activity
Source: RefSeq, a predicted model, not a curated record